Fopius arisanus is the source of this 875-nucleotide messenger RNA. RefSeq lists its product as uncharacterized. The record is from RefSeq and is a predicted model, not a curated record. The transcript is spliced from 3 exons. The coding region runs from base 161 to 805 and encodes 214 amino acids. Lineage: Eukaryota; Metazoa; Arthropoda; Insecta; Hymenoptera; Braconidae.
CAACAAAGAGAAUGUCUCAAGCAACAAGCUUAUUGACUCUAGUUCCACUUUAACCGAGUCCGAGUUGGAAAGGGCUGAUGACAAGGCGCCUAAACUACCCGAGCAAACCAUUUCAGAAAAUUCUCUCCCACAACCAGAUCUGGAUGAAGAAUUUUUGGAGAUGUUAGGAGAAGAAAUUCCGUCGACUGAAUCACAGGUUAAGGUAGAUGAAGAGGCUCCAAAGAUAAAUCUGGCCAUUGAACGUCAUCUGUCAGAGAUUGCUAAAAAACGUGAUAAACACUUCGUAGACACCCAGAAUUGCCUUGGAACAGCUAUUGUCUCCCUGAGUGCAGCUGUAUCAUUGGCAAUGAACAUAGAUGAAAACAUUGACUAUGUCCAACUGAUGAAAUAUCUUUGGGACACAGGAAAACUCCUGUGCGAGGUUUAUCAUGAUCAAUCUGUCGCUAGGAAAUCGUUUAUCACACCUGUACUUGAUAAGGCAAUCAAACCAACACUUGACGCUAGUAUUUCAGACGAAUGGCUAUACGGUGAAAAUUUGACUGAUCAAAUUAAAGAUAUAAAAGCCAUCGAGAAAGCCUCGGCCUCAUUGAAAGCUCCAGAGAAAUUUCCAGCAAGAAAAAUUCUUCCUAGACCUACGUUUCAGGGAAACUGGGGGAACCCACCGACCAGGCAUGGCCAGGUGGGUCAAUAUGCACAGAAAAGGUUUACGAACAUGAAAUACAAACCCAAAUCGACGCCAUCACAGUCAUCCCAAAAACCCAGCAACGAGAAAACUCGAACAGGAAACAGAUCAAUCAAGAAGUAGAGGCAGAAAAUGCAUCCUUUGGCCCCAAAACUUUCACUAAUGGCAGGGAAAUUGUCAAGCAAUCAUACCG